Molecule: messenger RNA, 2430 nt
Organism: Melanotaenia boesemani (Boeseman's rainbowfish)
Lineage: Eukaryota; Metazoa; Chordata; Actinopteri; Atheriniformes; Melanotaeniidae
Gene: lrrc41
Product: leucine rich repeat containing 41
Exons: 10
Coding region: 240-2201 (653 amino acids)
Source: RefSeq, a predicted model, not a curated record
GUUUUUUUAAUCAUUUGCGGACAAAUUUCUCUUCAUUUAUUUCUCUUAUGAAAAGUAAGUUUGUCAUUAGAGCAACACACCAGUUGAUGGCGGUAGUAAGCUCCGUUCUUCUUCGUCAGGCAACAGGCAGCCACUGAUCGGAGAAGAAGAAAACCAAACGUUGGCUACACCAGUGACUGAGGUUGAGCUGAUAUUGUAAUGGAUGUUGAAAAUUGGUAAACCAGGAAAAAUUGCCGAGCAUGGCACACAAGUCAGCAGGAGGAAGUCUUAAGAAUCUAUGUUUUCUGGCUGUUAGGGAACAUUUCCUCGCUCUGGGGACAGAAGCAGUUGUUAGUCUUCCUACACAUCUCAUCAAGGAUCUUCUCCCUCAUCUGACAAUAUGUCAGCUGGAUGAGAUCCAGCCUGCCUUGAAUCAGAGAGGUAUAUCCACUUACUCUAGAUGGUUGGCAAUCUUAGAGGACCUGCGGGGCCGUGACUACGCUAUCAAGUUCCCCACAGAAGAUGAGGCGAAACAAGAAGUUUUGACCUGGCUUUUCCCUUCUGUGCUUUAUGGCUACAGGAACCCCUAUAUUAUUAAAAAUCUAUCUAACUUAAACACAUCAUUUCUGUGGGCUGCAGCGAAAUGUAUUCAACAUUUCUUAUGCAAGGCAUGCCACAUAAAUACCCAAAAGGUUUUUCAGAGUUUAACUUCUGGGCCGCAGCCUCUUCUGAAUAUCUUUGAGAAGCGUAUCAGGAAUGUAACCAUCACUGAUUCCAUGGAUCUGUUAAAGGAGACCACACAACAUUCAUUGUACAUCCUCCAUCGCCUACUUGACCAUGGAGCUGCUACAAAACUAACUGUAAGCAUACCUAAUCCGAUCAUGCUAGCAUGGCUCUUGCAUGGAAGGGGAUCACACUAUGUGAACCCAGAGCUGAAGAACUUGAUGGACAGUAGUUGUGUGUCACAGACCUCUCCAGUCAGUGAAGAUGGAGCCGGAUGUAGUCCAGGUCUAAUGACCAGGGCUUCAGAUAACCAGGGCAAUGAGAUCAUUCCAUUCAAACGCUCAAGGUUGGAUUCUGCAUGCUUAGAGGAUGCCUCUGGAAAUCUCAGCUUUACUGUUGACUCACAGGUUAUCUGCCAGAACUUUGCUCACUGUGAGGUUAAUUCUGCAGUUCCUUGUACGCUGGGACAGAUUGAGGCUCUGAAUAUCUACCAGUGUGGAUCCGAUUCUCUCAGAAUCCUGGUUUCUUCCCUCCCCACAUUUUUCUCCCUUCAAUCUCUGAGUCUUCACAGUUCCAAAUUCAGCAAGUCCAAUGUGUUGGACCUGGUCUCAGCCCUGAAGCAGCUGUCUGACAGCUCCUGUGGCAAACUCACUGACCUCACAAUAAGUUUCCUGCCAACCACAAACCUCAUAGAGAAACUACUGGAUGCAAGCAACACUGUGACGUCACUUCACGUGGAGGUCCGGAAUAUAAUCGAGGGACCACAAAUCCUAUUUGAUGUUCUCCCACCAGCUGAGUCACAAGUGUCAGCAGCGUGGCCCGUGCAGAGGCUAACAGUGAAAGUACACGAGUUCCAGUCAGAUCUGAACUUCAUGACGUAUGUACUGAGACGCUCCCCACAUCUCACCUCACUUCACCUUGCUGGGAUGAGAUUACCCACUGGCUCCUCACUGAGCCCACUCCUCACCACUCUCUCAGAGUUCAACCACAGCUUGAGGACUCUCAUUUUGGAGGAUAUGAAACUAUCCAAUUGUCUCCCUGAGAUCCUGAAUCUACUGAGAAACUGCAAACUGGAAGAGCUUCGAUUUGAUGAUUGUCGUCUUCUGGAGACAUGUUCGAACAAAGAACAGACUCUGCUGGAGCUGGUGACGGCUCUGAGGAAAGUUUCUUCACUCCGCACACUAAGUCUGGCACAGAAUCGGCUGGCCAGGAAUGUGUGUGUGCUGGCUGAGCUCUUCUCAGGAUCCCCAUCAAGCUCUGUGAAUCAUCUGGACAUCAGCUCCAACUUCAUUAAGCCUGCUGAUCUGCUGGAGUUUGCAAAGAGACUGACAACCCAUCAACCUCCUUACAACCUGAGCCUCGACCUGAGGAAAAAUCCAGCUAACCGAGAUCCUGACACAUGGAGUGCUGCUCUGCAGAAACUCCGUUCAUUCACUCUCUUCCUGUCUAUGGGGUGGAAAUCCACCGAUAUGAUGGUCGACCACAUAAGUAACAUGUGAACACAGAGAGGAAGAAUCAAACAUUUAAAAAAGGAAGGAAAGCUUGUAAAGACUUGCAUCUUUAGAUCAGUUUGGUAGUUUUCUUCAUUUAGCCUGAGAGGGAUGUUUUUAUUGUUCUGCUUUGCAAUGAGUCCUGUGAAUCUUAUGUUCAUUAAAUAUGACAUUCAGAACAUCUUGCAUCGAAGAACUGCAGCACAGGCAAAGAAAAGCUUUUACAUAAGUUUGACAA